Molecule: messenger RNA, 657 nt
Organism: Schizosaccharomyces octosporus yFS286
Lineage: Eukaryota; Fungi; Ascomycota; Schizosaccharomycetes; Schizosaccharomycetales; Schizosaccharomycetaceae
Product: isoamyl acetate hydrolytic enzyme Iah1
Exons: 1
Coding region: 1-657 (218 amino acids)
Source: RefSeq, a predicted model, not a curated record
AUGUCAUCUUUUCCUUCUGUUGAUUUUUUCGAAAAAUUAGUUGUUUUGGGUGAUUCCAUUACUCAGUACGGAUUCACGCAUGGAGGUAUUUGCUCAGAGUUAGCCAAUUUCUACCAGAGGCGACUUACCCUUGAAGCAUGGGGAUUAUCUGGAUACACAUCCAGACAUUUUCUAAACUACUUUUCAAAGCUCCCAAUUGACAUUGACCAUACUCGAAUUGUCGUAAUUUACUUGGGUACUAAUGACAGUCAAAUAGUAAAUGGAAAAUGUCUUUGUUCAAUUGAGGAAUAUAAAGAAAAUAUAAAAAAAAUAGCAACAAAAUUUCCAAAAACCACAAAGAAGAUAUUUGUUUCACCAGCCGCAACUCUAAAAACACUUCGAUAUGAGCGAGAUCAAGAACCAUAUAGGUACGCUACACGUGAAGCAGCUACGGAAAUGAAUCUUGAAUUGGGGAACACUACUUGGAUCGAUUUGUACGGUGCUACGAAAUUCAACUUGGUCCCUGAGCUUUUGUUUAACGAUGGCGUCCAUCUCUCAGCCAUGGGAUACAACGUUCUUUUCCAAGAAAUUAUUUCUCAAAUUAAAGCAUUAUGGCCAGAGCUUUUGCCAAAGAAUCUUCCUAUGCAACUACCACACUAUAGUGAAAUACUGUUUUAA